This is a messenger RNA of Zophobas morio, 1710 nucleotides long. RefSeq lists its product as uncharacterized. The transcript has 3 exons. The record is from RefSeq and is a predicted model, not a curated record. Lineage: Eukaryota; Metazoa; Arthropoda; Insecta; Coleoptera; Tenebrionidae. Gene Ontology annotation, molecular function: protein dimerization activity. Bases 1 to 1710 code for a protein of 569 amino acids.
AUGAGUGAAAAACGGCGUAAAUUAAGUGGUGCUGCAUACAAGAAAAAGGAACAUGAAAAGCAGGAAAAACAGAAUAAAGUUUUGUUAAACGUGCCUAAGCUUGAGACUUUUUUUAAUAAAACUGAAAAAGAGAAACUCUGCCAUACAGAACUUACAGAAGAGACUGAAGUUGAAGAAAAACAAAUUUCGGUAGCUGAUGACGUUGACAAAAAUGCGACAACAAAUUUACCCGACGAUCACGUUGAAGAUGACCUGAGUUCACAAGAUUUUCAACAUGAUGCGCAAACAAUCAAAAACGCAAGUGUAGAUACAGAUAAUCCUCAGAAAGAUUCUGAUCCUGCCUAUUUACUUGACACCGAUCCAGCUAACUGGAUUAUUGAUGAAACCUUGCGUAAUUAUGUGGCUAAAUAUGGAUACAGUCAAAAUCAAAAUGCCGAUUUUUCCCAAACUAAGCGCAUUUAUAGUAACGGAGCAACAAGGUAUUUAUCUCCUGCCUUGUUUGUCAGGACUCUACCUAAUAAGGAGAAAAAACCUCGUGCUUGGCUUAUUUAUUCUCCAGUUAAGCAAACACUUUUCUGUGCUCCCUGUUUACUUUUUGGCAACACGACCUCUUUUUCAAAUGCUGAAGGGUUUAAUGAUUGCAAACAUUCAUUUGAAAGAGUUACUGAUCACGAAAAUUCCAAUAAACAUAAAGAAUGUGAAAGACUUUUAAGAGCACGAUCAAGGAACCAAGGUCGGAUUGACCAGAAAUUAUCUGCUGCAAUUGACGAAGAAGUUAAUUAUUGGAAAAAUGUUUUGCGAAGAGUUGUGUCGUGUGUAAAAUCAUUAGCGUCGCGAGGACUUUCUUUCAGAGGACAUGAUGAAAAAUUUGGAUCCACGCACAAUGGAAAUUUUAUGAUGCUCCUGGAAUUAUUAGCAGAAUUUGAUCCAUUUUUAGCAAAUCAUAUAAAUAGAUUCGGUAAUAAAGGUAGCGGUAGUACAAGCUAUCUGUCAAAAACUAUUUAUGAAGAGCUUAUUCAAUUAAUGGCGAAAAAAGUUUCAACUGCAAUUGUCAAGGAAACAAAGGAAGCAAAAUAUUAUUCCAACAUUGUAGAUUCCACCCCAGAUAUUUCCCAUGUCGAUCAACUUACAUUUAUCGUACGAUACGUGAAAAACGAUGGUUCUGCCGUAGAACGUUUUUUAACUUUCAUCGAAAAUCCGGGACACAAAGCCGAGGAGCUCGCAACUGCAGUUUUUACCAGGCUUUCAGCUUACGAUAUUGACAUAGCUGAUUGUAGUCUUAUGAUAACGCAAGAAACAUGUCAGGCAUUUACACAGGACUACAAGCAAGAAUUAAGGAAUUUAGAUUUAGAGGAUUCGUUGGAAGAUGAAAUGCUUCAUUUUCAAGCACACUGCGCCGAGAAGAAUCUUGGUAACAUAUCACCUAUUGAUUUGAUGAAAUUUCUUCGUAAAAAUGAACUUGAUUCCGUGUUUCCAAACGUAGAUAUUGCAUACCGGAUGUUUGUAUGCACGCCAACCAGUAAUUGCAGCGCUGAGAGGUCUUUUUCAACUUUAAAAAGGGUGAAGAACUAUCUGAGAUCCACAAUGACUGAAGACAGACUAAAUUCACUUGCUGUGUUGACGAUCGAGUCUGAAGUUUUAUUAUCAUUAGAUUUCGAUGAUAUCAUUGAACAAUUCGCCUUCCAAAAAGCAAGACGCAAGACAUUUUAG